AGUGAAACUCUCACGGUCACUGUGAGUGAGAGGAGAAAUGGAGCAGAACCAGCUGGACCGAGAAACCUUCUCCUGCUCGAUCUGCCUGGAUCUACUGAAGGAUCCGGUGACUAUUCCCUGUGGACACAGCUACUGUAUGAAGUGUAUUAAAAACUUCUGGGAUGAAGAGGAUCAGAAAGGAAUCCACAGCUGCCCUCAGUGCAGGAAAACUUUUCUACCGAGGCCUGAGCUGAGUAAAAACACCAUGUUAGCAGCUUUAGUGGAGCAGCUGAAGAAGACUGGACUCCAAGCUGCUCCUGCUGAUCUCUGCUAUGCUGGACCUGAAGAUGUGGCCUGUGAUUUCUGCUCUGGAAGAAAACGGAGAGCCAUCAAGUCCUGUUUAGUCUGUCUGGCCUCUUGCUGUGAGAAACACCUUCAGCCUCAUUAUGAUGUGGCUCCACUAAAGAAACACAAGCUGGUGGAGCCCUCCAAGAACCUCCAGGAGAACAUCUGCUCUCGUCAUGAUGAGGCGAUGAAGAUGUUCUGUCGUACUGAUCAGAGGUGUAUCUGUAUUAUCUGUUUAAUGGAUGAACAUAAAGGCCACGACACAGUCACCGCUGCAGCAGAAAGGACUGAGAGGCAGAGAGAGCUGGAGGUGAGACGAGAAAACAUCCAGCAGAGAAUCCAGGACAGAGAGAAAGAUGUGAAGCUGCUUCAACAGGAGCUGGAGGCCAUCAAGCACUCUGCUGAUAAAACAGUGGAGGACAGUGAGAAGAUCUUCACUCAGCUGAUCCGUCUCAUCCAGAAAAGAAGCUCUGAUGUGAAGCAGCAGAUCAGAUCCCAGCAGGAAACUGAAGGGAGUCGAGUCAAAGAGCUUCAGGAGAAGCUGGAGCAGGAGAUCACUGAGCUGAAGAGGAAAGACGCUGAGCUGAAGCAGCUCUCAGACACAGAGGACCACAGCCAGUUUCUCCUCAACUACCCCUCACUGUCAGCACUCAGUGAGUCUACAUCAUCCAGCAUCAAGAUCCGUCCUCUGAGCUGCUUGGAGGAUGUGACAGCAGCUGUGUCAGAGCUCAGAGAUCAACUACAGGACAUCCUGAGAGACGCAUGGACAAACAUCUCACUGAGACUCACUGAGGUGGAUGUUUCACUGUCAGAACCAGAACCAGAGAGCAGAGCUGGAUUCUUGAGAUAUUCAUGUGAAAUCACACUGGAUCCAAACACAGCAAACACUAAACUGUUUCUAUCAGAGGGGAACAGGAAGGUGACAGUGAUGCAUCAGCCUCAGUCUGAUUCUAGUCACCCAGACAGAUUCACUGGUUGGUUUCAGGUUCUGAGUAGAGAGAGUCUGACUGGACGUUGUUACUGGGAGGUGGAGAGGAGAGGGAGAGUUGAUGUAGCAGUCGCAUACAAGGACAUCAGCAGAGGAGGAAGAGGGAAGGAAUGUGGAUUUGGAUAUAAUGACAAAUCUUGGGCAUUACAUUGUCACCAGAACGGGUAUAAUUUUGGUCACAACAACAUCUGGACCUCCAUCUCAGGUCCUGGUUCCUCCAGAGUAGGAGUGUACCUGGAUCACAGAGCAGGUAUUCUGUCCUUCUACAGCGUCUCUGAAACCGUGACUCUCCUCCACAGAGUCCAGACCACCUUCACUCAGCCGCUACAUGCUGGACUUUUAGUUGGAGACUCUGCUGAGUUCUGUAAAGCCAAAAAGACAGAAUCCACUUAAGGUUCAGUGGCUUUGAUUCUGAUUUUUAAAUCUCCAGCAGAUUUAUUUCUUGGCUACUGAUGCUUCAUGGCUCAACUACACAGAAGUUAAUAUUCAGAGAUUGUCAGCACUUGUUUUUAUACUUGAUAUUCUGUUUCUGUGGGAUUUGUUAAUUUCUUAACAGCCGAUCAGCACCAGAGUAUUGCUGGUUUUCCCUUCUGGUUACUUUUAGCAGCAUUUACUGUAAACUCAGUAAUAAAAUGUCAAAUGAUUCCCCAGGUAGAAAUCUGUGGACUUGUGGUGAUUUUAUGUCCUGUUGAUUUUCAGGAGGAGAAUCUUUAGAGUGAAGCUGUUAUGUUGCCUUACUUUUUAUCUCUGUUGUUGAGGGCACACUGCCCCCUAAAGGAAGGUUGUGUUGUUACACGACAUGGAGUCAAGCAAGUGUUUAUUAUUGCUUCAUUAUCAUUGGGUUCUUAUAAUGUAUCUGUGGUUUAAUCACUGUAAACAAAAUAGUUGUGUGUGUUAUUAUUUAUGUAUUUGUGUGCUUUGUUUUCUGUAAUUAUAAAAGGUUAGCGCCUCACAUUUCAUAUCCUGUAGCCAGAAUAGUUUCUGUUUCUACCAGCCCAACUGUCUACAGUUGAACCAAUCAAAAGUAGCAAGUCAGAAAAAAUAACAUAUAUGGUUUGUUUUUUCUUCCAGCUACACACAGACGGUAAAAACAACCUGAGUUUAUUAUAAAACAUAACAAGGAGUUUAGUAAGACUGAAAAGGUUCUAGGUAUAGUUUCAGUGGUGUCUGCAAGGGAAAAGAACAAUUAAGGAUGUAGAAACCCCAAUAGAAAUACGAGAAGGAUGACAAGGGGAGAAAUUUCAGAGUUUGAAGACAACACUGAAGGAGAAGACCUGAUCCUGGGGUUGUAAGUUGAAGAUGUUGAAGACAAGAUAGAUAAAGCUGGAGAAAUCCCUGAAGCUUUGGAAGUGGAAGCACAUGGUGCUGGAGAGCAGGCAGGCUGGAGGGAUGAGGAGCCAAAUGAGCUACAGUGGACGGCCGUGGAGAAAUGAGGUUCCAGGAGAGAGUCUGUCACAGAGCGUGGCUCCAGGAGAGCCAGGAUGAGGAAAUGACUAAACCUGGGAGCACAGAGAGCAUAAGGGAAACAGGGUAGAAGGCAAGUGGAACAGAUUACAUUCUCCUGAGGACUUUGAAAGGAACUCUAGGAAGAAUAUCCAGAACACUUGAGUCUAUCACACAGGUUAAUCAUCAGGGAAAGAGUAAUAGUCCUGCAGCUCCUUAUAUCCACAGCAGUCCAUAAGGGUGAUUACUGUCAGUUAUGCUUGUCUGCUACAUGCUAAAUUUCACACUUUCUCUAAACAGCUCGUUGCUUUACAAACAAUUUGUAUUAAAUAUGAUAAAAUAUUUAAAUAUGUAUGCAGAGACCCUGUCUAUG
Molecule: messenger RNA, 3128 nt
Organism: Fundulus heteroclitus (mummichog)
Lineage: Eukaryota; Metazoa; Chordata; Actinopteri; Cyprinodontiformes; Fundulidae
Product: tripartite motif-containing protein 16-like
Exons: 1
Coding region: 38-1705 (555 amino acids)
Molecular function (GO): zinc ion binding; protein binding
Source: RefSeq, a predicted model, not a curated record